Molecule: messenger RNA, 6667 nt
Organism: Amoebophrya sp. A120
Lineage: Eukaryota; Dinophyceae; Syndiniales; Amoebophryaceae
Source: the annotation of a GenBank genome assembly
CUGCGAUCCUGAAAAUGAAAAAUCUUUGCGGGUCUCUGUAGCGUCGAAUCAAGAAUUGCUGGAUUAUCUCCUCGUUCUGAGUCUGAAGGCACGGCAACAUGCUAAGUAGCCACGAUAAAAAUAUUGCGCCGACGCUGAGAAAAAGGUGAACGCGGCUUCACGUUGUUGUUUUACGCCUGACGGCCUUGGCGUGAAGAAGUUGAUCAGUGUCAGAUAGCAAGUUGAUCGACCUCUCUUACUUUCUUGAAAUUCAAAAUGAACACACUGAGGGUAUAUUACAACGCGCACGCAGGAGGAGGCAGAGUGGGCGGCAGAGCAGACGCGUUCUUGUCAGCCUCUCCACGUCUAGCACUGAAGCUGCUGAUCUUUGUGGGAAUAACGACUUCUGCUGUGAUCUCCCGACGGAUUGGCAAUAGUCCACAAAACAUUCAAGUGCAAAAAUCACGACCAGAGGACUUUCUGAGGAAAAGUCAGAUGGCAUCAAGCGCGAGUACCAAACGAGGCUUGUCUACUAGUAUCACGCCCAGUGCAGCUACUAGGCGUAACAACUCAACAUCCUCUUCUCUGUUUUUCACACCUACAAGAACUUCGCACCCUCCUUCAAUUGCCAACUCUGGGCCGGUGAAUGAAAAUAUGGAAGCCAAAAUGACUGCGGGUACAGCUGAUGCCACGACGAGCAAAAUAAAUCCGUCGCCUUUUAGUAGUACAUCAACCAGCUCCGACGGUGACAGGAGCAGUGUGGGGCAGAUUCCGGUGUACAAGAUUUUCGUGGAUUACUCCGAUGCGGCGAACCUGCACCGCAAUCUCGGACGGGCUAUCGGGCUCAAGGCGAAGGACAUCCUGCAAAGCUGGGCGCACUCCUGGGCGGAGGAGGUUGGUGGUGGUGGCAAGGAAGAUGAGAUGGACGCGGAGAUGCGCGGGGUGCUGGAUAUGGAUGGACACAAUACCGCUGCGGUACCAUCGCGACUUCGCUCAUGAUCGAAAAAAUCUUGCGAUCAUGAGCGAAAAACAAAGAAAAAAACGGUGAUGAAUCGCGACGGUGGCGCUCUGUCUGUGGGUUUUGGUAUCACCGCGCGGCCAUCAGUGGCACACUUUUAGUUGCUGACAGGCAGCCACCUUUUCGUGGUGAGGCAGGCGUUGCCGCGAAGAAACCAGCUGCGCAAAGCGGUGGGCCUGCGCUCACCGCGCAGCCUGCGCCCGGGCCUGGGCAUCUUCACCAUACGUGCUUGGCGACCGUGCCUUGCGCCGACACGCAGCGCCAAAGAGCCCGCCCUCCAUCGCCGAAAGGGGGCGAGACCACUGCCAUUUUGCCGUCCCCCCUUUUGCCCGCGCGCCCAUACCUGCGCGACGAACAGUCCGCGCCAUGAAAUCGGGCUGCCACCGCAGCGGCCCGCCAGGCCGCAUCCAGCCAGCGGCAGACCACACACAGGAGCGCAGCGUCCGCCUACCUUUUUCUGUGCCAGCCUAGUGCCGGCCGCCCGCGCUCGCCACACAUAGGCAGCAUUCUCGGACGGGGCCGAGGGCGCCGGAGCUGCUGCCGCUGGCCACGCCUGCGUCUUCGCAGCGGCGUGGGCGUUGCAACGAGCAGCUCCGUGGGGCGUAGGCGGAGCCGGCCCCGCGCCUGCGAUGCGGCAAUGGGCAGUCUCAAUGGGUGUGCCUGUGGUGGUGGCUUCGCCGGUUCUGGUAGUUAGGUUUGAGAUUGGGGGCACAGCGCUUGGGGUUUGCGCCUAGCUUGCGUGGCCGUGUCCCCACCCCACCCAUGGAUGUCUGAUUAGUUAGACACAAUAGCCAGCCCGCAUUGUAAUUGUAAAUUUUCUGAUCUUGUGGGGACGGUCAGGCAGCGCGGGACCUACUCGCCCGGUGUGCGAAACCAUUCCGCGCCAUGUGCCUGCCGCCCCCACGGAUCUAGCUCGAUGACGGUCGCUGUGGCAUCGCGAUUGCGCGCGUUUCCCAGCACUACUGAACGAGCCCACUUUUCGAUCAUGAUCGAACUCGCGAUGGUACCGCAACGGAAGAGUGUCCAUCCAUAGUGCUGGAGCAGGGGGGUGGUGGUGGCAAGGAGGAGCUUGACGCGGAGAUGCGCGGGGUGCUGGAGCAGGUGGGCAGCUAAAAAUGUCUGCAGCUAAAAAAAUCAAAAUUUUGACACACUACGGAGCGAGGCUGUUGCUUGGGUGUUUGUCAUCGUGCGCAAUCGUAUCGAACGGGCGAAAUCUUGACGCCCGACAUGCUUGCUGACUCUCUCAGGUUCUUGGGUGUGUGCCCCCCUGCACCUGUUGCGCGGAGGAACAGGCCGCCAACUCGCAUUACACAUUGCCGCUUUUUGCGCCCCGUCUUGGGUCAACUUUGUGGCCCGAAUCACAAAUCUGAGCCCCUACAUCAGCAGAAUGCCGUGCUGUGAGGGUUCAGAUUUGUGAUGCAAAACGUGGCUUUCCGGAAAACGUCUGCACCUCGGCCACUGAGGUCCCAAGUGGAGGUGCAGACGUUUUCCGGAAAGGAGGGGAAAAGUGGGCCUCAUAGCCCGUGUUUGUCUGCGUUCCGGAAAACGUCUGCACCUCCGAAAUUGGCCUCCAGAUGAGGUGUCCUCGGACACCUUUUCGGAGUCGUCCCGAGUCGCGGACCUCCGGGGCGACAAAUUGCGGCCGCCCUUUUCGCACGGCCCCGAACUGUAUCGGGCUCAAUUUGCAGGCAAAAGCCUGCAAUUUGAGCUCAUACCCGAGUCGGCCUCCUCCGAGGCCACUCUUUUUGGACUAAAAUUGCCCCUCGCGCGGGGUCGUCGAGCAAACGACGCAGGAAUGGAUCGCAGCACCUCGGCCAAGUUCUACAGCACGGAGUCCACGGCGCUCGCAAGCGGGCGGCAGUCCGGGCGAGAAGAGAAGGACAGAAACCGCACUACCAAAAAUUUUGUUUUUUUUUGCUGCAGACAUUUUUCCAUUUAGUAUGGCAAGGAGGAGCUUGACGCGGAGAUGCGCGGGGUGCUGGAGCAGGUGGUAGGCACUGAACCACUUCGACAAAGUAAAAAAGUUGAGAUUGACUUAAGACCCGAGUUGAGAUCGAGUCGAAAUUUGCAUGAUCUGGGCAUUCAUUAGCAGCGACGUUUCUAGUGCCCAAAAUUUCCAGAAGCGUGUAUGUGGAUAGGAUAGCUGUGCGAGGUGCUUUUGUGCGUCCCCAUUGUUGCUUCUGUCCAAAGCGUGAGGAUGAGCUCCCUCGUGCUCGACCGGGUGGGCAGUAAAUCUGGAUCUUGCAUAUUCAGGGCGAGCUUUUUUUCGGGUGAAAAAAGCUGCAAUGUUUCCACUCCGUCGAGAUCGAAUCAAGAGUAAGUUGAGACCGAGUGGACACGGACGGAGUUGAGACCGAGUUGCGAUCGCGCUCGCUGGAAUCGAGUUGAGACCGAGUUAAGAUCGACUUGAGAUCGACUUGACUUCGAGUUGAGAUCGAGUUGAGAUCGAGCCAUCCUCGAGUUGAGAUUUUCACCCUUUUUUCACUGAAAAAAGGAGCAAGCUUUUCUUCAGCUGAAAAAUCACGCGGCGCUUUUUUUCAGCUGAAAAAAAGCACACGAAAAAGUACAAGGGCACAACUUUUCAACUGAAAAAAAGCGCAAGGGCGCAAUUUUUCAGCUGAAAAAAAGCGCAAGGGGGUAAGUUUCCAGCUGAAAAAAGCGCCGUAUGAGUUCACACCUCGUUCGAUUUUUCAGUGACAAAAAAGUGAAAAUCUCAACUCGAUCUCAACUCGGUCUCAACUCGGUCUCAGCUCGAUGUCAACUCGAUGUCAACUCGAUGCCAACUCGAUGCCAGCUUGCUCGAUCUCAACUAGAUCCCAACUCGGUUCCAGCUUGCUCCCUCUCCGCUCGAUCUUGGUUCAAUCUCGAUGUGUUGCUCAUCAUCUGCGCACUUCUCGAGUCUCGUCGAGGCUGGAAAUUGAGCCAUGAAUUCGCGCUCGAACAAAGCGUCUUGGCGGUUUUUUUCAGCUGAAAAAGUGCGCCUUUCCUUUGCGCGCUUUUCAGCUGCAAAAAGCACAGCUAGGGUGCUCGUUCUAGCAGGACCAGGAGUAACUCUGAACAUUUACACGAACGCCCGCGACACAUUUAGCCACAACGCCAGCACUGUUUGAACUCGAUCUCAACUGGGUCACUGGGCAAUUUCCCGAAAAAGUCUUUGUCGAUGUGGUUCAGUGCCAAAGGAGGAGCUUGGCGCGGAGAUGCGCGGGGUGCUGGAGCAGGUGGGCGACACGCAAAUGCGCGACAUGCGGGCCUGGAUCCGGGCCAGCGAGGAGCACCGCCAGAUCUACGAGCAGAUCAAGCACGACUCGGUGACGGCCUUUCCCGAGUACCACACGGAGUUGCAGGCCGUGGCGGAGGCGGCGGAGGUGCCGCUGGAAGACUUGCUGCUGUCGAACCUGUAUGCAUUGCAAAUGUGUCUGGGUCUGGAAGAGUUUGAACUUGUGACGCAAACUCUGGAACACACAAAAAUUUGUGUUGCAUGAGCGCCAAAAGCAGCCUAUUUCUUGAUACGAAAGUACGGAAGUUUCUCAUGCGGGCCAGGCAUCAAGAGGCGUGCGCGUGCUCGAAACUCAAAUUUGUGAUGCUUUUGCCUGCAUCAGACACAAUUUGCGUUAGCCGAAAUAUGCAUGACAAAUCUCGAAAUCUUCCAUACCCAGACAUAUUUGCAUUUGAUAACCUGCGCGGCGAAAUCCUGCAGUACUCCGACCCUAUGGACACGACGAAAAAAUCUUGCACCGACGUAUUCUUUCGGCCUCCACCACGACCAGCGAGAACAGCAGGUCAGAGGACCGGCGAAAAAGGGAUAAUUUUGGCGCAGGCCGAUGAAUUACCUGUUCGGGAUGCCGAACUACAAGGUCGUUUGCCACGCCCAGCUGUUGCAGAGGUUUCCUCGCCCGGCCCGCUCCAGGCACACAACGACGACUGGGACCGGCCCUGGCAGCACAUGAGUUACAUAUGAGAGCGCACAACCCCCCCUACCCCUCGUUUGUAUGGCAUGAACAGCAAUACAAGCUUCGGCAAGAGUGCAGGUUUUGCAUGACAAAAUCGCUUAGGACCGUACUGCUGUUUGGGCUGCCAGAACCUGUCAUGCAAAAAGUGCUAAGAGGCAAAGGGUGGAUUUGGGAUUUUUGUGACCCUAGAUCUCCUGCGUCCGAAGCUGCUUGCGGCGACGGUGCAAAGGUUUUUGAUGUGGUGCAGUCGGGUAUGCAUGACAAAAGAGGGGGAGAGGGACUUGUGCACUGUUAUACUACUUUGUGGAGGUGUAUGACAGUUCGGACGGCUCCUUUGCGUUCUUCUCCUACUGCUUCCCGGGGUUUUUACCCGGCAUGGAUUUCUUGGUCAACCGCUUUGGCGUGACCAUGACGGUGAAUUCCCUGUUUCCGGCCCGGUUCGGCGUGCGCGGCGUGGGCACGGCGUUUCUCAGCCGCGCGGUCGUGGACAGCCGCAGUAUGGAGGAAGCGAUCCGGGUCAUCACGGACACGCGGGCCAGCACCGGCGGCUCCUGGAACGUGGGGCAAAUGGCAGUUCGUGGAGGUAGUUUUCGAGCGGAUAUUAAAAAUGCAGUGAACAAUGAUCGUGCUCGUGCACCGGUACAACUGAUACCACAUCAAGGACAACGAGCGCCCAUGCUCGUGAAUGUCGAGACGGCAACCGAUGGCGCCUCCCACGUGUUGCAUAUCUUCAGUGACGACGCCCCAUCGGUGGACCCAGUAGUUUCUUCCGCGAGUUCUUCAUCUCCACCACCCUCGGACAACAUCGACGAACCAGGCGGGAGCCGUAGUAGAAGUUCGCCAGAACAAUCUUCCUACUACUUUCACGCAAACGAGUAUCGACACCUGGACCUGAAGGACAGCGGCGGUUUUUUCUCCGAUCCCUCGACGGAGCACCGCUUGCAGCGGUUCCAGGAGCUCUUUGUUCCUGCUGAAGAAGACGAGGAGGUUGAUGUUCAAGACGCGUCCAAGAAAGCGGAGGACGCGACGAGGUCGUGGACCCAGGGAGCUAGUUCCCCUGCGGCCCGGCUGCUCAAUUACCUCGCAGACCAGACGGAUCCGGUCUACCCUGUAUUCCGCGAAAAUUCUAGCGACAAGGACCCGGUGUGGACUGAGGUGACCGGGCUGUUUAACUUUGAGCAGGGCACCCUGUCUCUUUUUGAGCACUUGGCGACAAAUUUGGACCGAGUUCCUGACUAUGUAUUCUCGUUUUCUUCAUCUAGUACAACCGGGGGAGCAAGAGAAAGAGCAGCGCCCACGACGCCCGGAACUAGUAGUACAACUCUGACGGGCACGGGCCGCGGCCAGGAGGAGAAGACGGGUCUUGCACCAGACACGAUGGAAGUCUACCAGUAAAGAGAGCAUCUUUUAUUUCCUGACCCAGAGGAGCGAUCAAAAUGAGUACCUGUCCAUAAUCAAAUGCAGUCGCAGACGCCUCGUAAAAUGCGUAUCUAGUAUCUGCUCCCAACAUAUAAGGAAAAGGAUUCCAUUUUUGCCCCGCUGCAAAUUUCGAACAAAGCAGCCGGCGUGUGCUUUCCCCGCUUCCCACUGCUAGUUUUCUGGGAAACGGAAACCAAACGAAAUACUACGAGAAGAAACACAGAACUUCUUACGCUCUGCGGUGCGACUUCUAGUGUGCGUUCAUAUAGGUUCGUUGUCGACCACCUGCUCGAGAAGUGGC